AUGAUAUAUUAUGGCAUGAUCGCCUCGGGCAAUCAAGUUAUAAGGAACGGUGCCCAGAGAGAUAAUAUCGCUCAGCAACUGGAUGCUAUCUGUUUCGAGAUGGAGGCUGCCGGUCUGAUGGAUAUUCUCCCUGCCUGCCUAUCCGGGGGAUUUAUGAUUAUUCUGAUUCUUAUAAGAACAAGGAAUAGCAGAGAUAUGCUGCAGCUACCGCGGCUACUUCCUUCUAAGUUGUCUUUGGCCUAUAAGGCGUGCCUGUAUCGGACAAUGUCUUUUGCUACACUAACCCUCAACCGAACGACGGAAGGUAUGUGUUUGUAUGGGCUUGGCGGAAUCGGCAAGAUGCAGCUGGCUAUUGACUUCGCCUGUCGUUAUAAGGCCACCUUUAGUGUGAUCUUCUGGCUAGAUGGGCGGUCUGAGGAUCAGUUGAAGCAGAGCUUCGCCAGAUGCCUUGGCAGAAUCCCUGAACUUUGGACCGCUAGCCGCAAUGACUUGAACCUUAACAGCAAGGAGGGUCUCGAUGUUGCGGUGAUGAAAGUGAUUGAGUGGCUCGCCAGACUGAAUCAGCAGCAUGGUGGUGCAACGGAAAUAUAUAAUAUCCAGCAAUAUUUCCCUGGAGACCAUGGUUCAGUCCUGAUAACGACACGAUUAUUACGCUUGCAGCAGCUGGGUAGCUCAAAGUAUUUAACCUACGUCGACCCAGACCAGAGCAGGGCUACUCUACAGACGUGGUAUGGAAAAGAACUGCAUUGGCGUCCAGAUUACGAUACCCUUCUCGAGUUGUUACAAGGUCUACUACUUGCUUUGGCGCAAGCUGUGUUAUACUUGUGUGAGAUAGGUAUGGGUGUUGCAACCUAUAUCCAGAUUUACAACCAAUAA
Molecule: messenger RNA, 876 nt
Organism: Clonostachys rhizophaga
Lineage: Eukaryota; Fungi; Ascomycota; Sordariomycetes; Hypocreales; Bionectriaceae
Source: the annotation of a GenBank genome assembly